AUGGAAGCGUUUUCCAAAGCUUUGCAGAGCGAUGGUGAAGCUCCUCAUAUCACGUCUCAGAACGAUUGGGCUCCUGUACACAGCGAGGUGAAUCCUCGCAAGAAAGGCCGGCGGCCGAAAUCAAAACCAAGUACUUUAGUAGACGAGUCAGAAGUACUGUCUCAGGGCCUUUCUCAUGUUCUUCUCAGAUGGCCAAUAGUGAUAGGAGUGGGCAUCUGGAUCACAUUUCUGGCAAUUGUGUAUGCAAUUGUACGAGGAUAUGUGGCAGGUUAUGAAUAUUUAUUUACUUGGCGUGGCAAGAGACGGAAACUACGAGAAGAGCUGCGGAAAGCUCGGUCAUAUCAAGAAUGGACCGAGGCAGCGACUAAAUUAGACGACCAUCUGGGGUUCUCGGAAUGGAAACAUACUGAGUCUAAAUCAGGUCAUUACGACCAGAAAACAAUAAUGUCGGUAGUUCGCCAGUUGAAAGACUAUAAUAAGAAAUGUCAGGCUAGUAGUGAUAGCUAUUUCAAGAGUCUUCAACAGACAGAUUCGGACGAUUCCGACUAUGAUCUCAAAGGACCGUUACAGGACAUUGAGGAACUGUGUACAAUACUUCAAGGAUGUGUAAAGUUCAAUUUUGCCGGCACACAGGGCCGUGAUUUGUACAGCCAGUGCUAUUAUGGCACUAAGGACACUGUUAAUGAAUAUAAUAAGGAGCUGGUGACGGCGUUAAAUGUGGUUGUCGAGUCGCCCUUCAUCCCCAUGCAGAACAAACGGACUCUAUUUAAACAUUUUUCCAAGAAUUUUGGCAAGUCGGCACUGUGUUUAAGCGGUGGAGCAUGUUUCUCGUACCGUCAUUUCGGGGUGGUUCGAACUUUGUUGGAUAAUGGACUACUACCCAAAAUUAUCUCGGGAACAAGUGGAGGUGGGUUAGUAGCUGCUCUUGUAGGAACUAGAACCAAUGCCGAACUCGACGAGCUGUUAGUGCCUGAACUGGCGGAUAAAAUAACUGCUUGUUGGGAAAAGUUUCCUGCGUGGUUUUUUCGAUGGUAUAAAACCGGAGCGAGGUUUGAUGCCGUGGACUGGGCUCAACGGUCAUGCUGGUUUACAAUGGGCAGUAUGACGUUUCUCGAAGCGUUCCAACGAACUGGACGAAUCCUCAACAUUUCAAUGGUACCAGCCGACCCCAGCUCGCCGGCUAUUCUGUGUAAUUAUAUCACCUCACCUCAUGCUGUUAUCUGGAGUGCACUUCUAGCCUCAGCAGCAGUUCCGGGGAUUCUCAACCCAGUGGUAUUAAUGAUGAAAACAAGAACCGGUGAAAUAGUUCCCUAUAGCUUUGGAAACAAAUGGAAAGACGGGUCACUGCGAACCGAUAUUCCUAUUCACGCACUCAAUACAUACUUCAACGUGAACUUUUCGGUUGUGUCGCAAGUGAAUCCUCAUAUAUCGCUGUUUUUCUAUGCACCACGAGGGACUGUUGGACGACCUGUGUCGAGACGAAAAGGAAAAGGAUGGCGAGGCGGGUUUUUAGGAAGUGCUCUUGAAACCAUUGUCAAACUGGAGAUCAAGAAAUGGCUGCAGCUAUUGAGAAACCUGAACCUGCUUCCCAAACUGAACAACCAAGACUGGUCCAAUAUCUGGCUUCAGAAGUUUGCUGGUACCGUCACCGUCUGGCCAAAAAUCCGGCUCGUCGAUUUCUGGCACAUUCUCGACGACCCUGACCGGUCGCAGCUGGCCACACUCAUGCUGUCGGGCGAACGGUCCACCUAUCCCCGACUAUUAUUUAUCCGCCAUUUCGUCAACAUCGAGCGGGCCAUUGAACAGGCCCGUCGGAAAGUGUCAUCACGCCACCAACACCAAGCACACACGCCUCUCAAACAUCGCAAACUCAACGGGACCAUCGCUGCCAACGGCAUCAUCCUCAAUGGCAAUGGCACCGUUCACACCACCUCGUCAUCUCCCUCGUCAUCCUCACUCCUCCACACACUCCCACCAUCCCACUCCAUCUUCCAACAAUCACACCUCGACGACUAUUACCACUCCACGAGCGGCACCGAACCACGCUUCGACCUCGAGCAGUCCUCGGACUCGGACUCUGCCUGA
Molecule: messenger RNA, 2085 nt
Organism: Sugiyamaella lignohabitans
Lineage: Eukaryota; Fungi; Ascomycota; Dipodascomycetes; Dipodascales; Trichomonascaceae
Gene: TGL5
Product: Tgl5p
Exons: 1
Coding region: 1-2085 (694 amino acids)
Biological process (GO): lipid metabolic process
Molecular function (GO): triacylglycerol lipase activity
Source: RefSeq, a predicted model, not a curated record